Ruditapes philippinarum (Manila clam) is the source of this 2019-nucleotide messenger RNA. Its product is annotated as endothelin-converting enzyme homolog. The transcript is spliced from 8 exons. Bases 70 to 1506 code for a protein of 478 amino acids. Gene Ontology annotation, molecular function: metalloendopeptidase activity. Gene Ontology annotation, cellular component: plasma membrane. The record is from RefSeq and is a predicted model, not a curated record. Lineage: Eukaryota; Metazoa; Mollusca; Bivalvia; Venerida; Veneridae. Gene Ontology annotation, biological process: protein processing.
AAACUUUUGUUUUAUUGACAGGUUCUCCAAGCAUACAAGAAAUAUAUCAGUGACUUUCUAGCGUUUAUUAUGGGGAUCAAUACAACAAUGAUCAGUGAUAAGCUAUUUGUGACGAUGGUUGAUGAAAUUUAUCAUUUAAGUGUUUAUAUAAACAGAGUUUUCUACAUGGAAGAUGUAACAAGCUUCCCAAAUGAGAUGUCCCAAUGCAAGCACCAAUUCCAUGUGGAUGACUUGCAAUCACAAUAUAAUUACAAUAUUUCCUGGCACAGCUUCCUGUCAAAACUUUUUAGAAACUCUCCUUUUUCUCAUAACUUUACAAUAUGCAAGACAUCGCUGACUACAUCACUUUCUGAUGUGCUAUCUGGAUUUACUUUCACCACCUUGAAACAAUUCAUCAUCCUGCAGGUAUUGAUAGACAGCGAUAUUGCCCUUUUACUGCCUGAUCAAACGCCGCAGUUUGAAAAUAUAUCCUGGAAUCACGGUGCCUUAUUUGGGAGAGAGUACUCUCGUUUGACAGACUACGACUGCCUAAAACAAAUUUCCAAACAUUUACCCAUGUAUUAUGUGAUACCUUACCAUAUAUCCGACCAAUUUAAUGACUCCCUGAUGCGAUUAUUUACAGACUUAAUCUCGAGUAUUGAAAGAGUAAUUAGAGAUCUAUACUGGAUACCAAUUAAGCAGAAAAAGUAUUUGUUAACAGAACUGCAAGGUCUGACGAUGCAUUUGGAGUGGGAGAACCCGGUGUAUGCAUCUUUGAUUUCAAAUAUGCAAAAUGUGAGCGAUGAUUAUUUUAAAAAUAUGCAUUUGAUGAUCGAUUACAGUGUAAGAAGAUAUCUAAGUGGACAUACACAACGAGUUUUAACAAAUUUGGAUUCAUCGAUUUUAUUUUUGAUAGAUAAAGAAAUUGAUAUACCGCUAUCUGUGAUGCAAGUGCCAUUUAUGUAUGCUUCAACUAUUCCUAGUUUAUGGUUUGGCUCCAUGGGAACGUAUAUUUCGCAAGCAAUAUCACAAUUAUUUGACAUUGAAGCUCUAUUGCGGUUCCUGACAGAGGACAAAAUUGACCACAAGGUUGCACUUACCAUAGCUGUUCGAUUGCAAUGUCUUUUAGACGAAUACAAUAAAUAUCCUAUCCUAUCAGUAGACGGCCGACAAGACCAUAUCCAUGCAGAUCUUACAAAAAGUGCAAACUUUAAGGAUAGUCUUGCACUACGGGUUGUGUAUGAUACAUUUUCAAAAACAUGGGAAAACAACGAUGUGGAUUUAAACAUUCCAGGUGUAACAUUUACUCAGCAUCAGCUAUUCUUUCUUUCGUAUGCACAGAGUAUGUGUGAAAAGGCAAGUAAGCGGGGCACGCUACAAUAUUACGUUGAUAACACGUUAACGCACCAUUCGCCGGGCAAAUAUAGAGUAAUUGGUACUCUUUCGCACUUCAAGAAAUUCUCGGAGGCUUUUAAUUGCCCAGCAAGUUCAGAGAUGAAUCCAAAAAACAAAUGUACAUUUUUCUGAAAUGUACUUUCCUCAAACAUCUGAAAUGACACCUAAAUGUCUUUUAAAUGUUUACUUUGCAACGAUGCACAACACACCAUUUAGAAAAAAACACGUUUGAUUCAGAUGAAGUAAAUUUCUCAUCUAAAAGUAAUUUUCAGACAAUUUAAGAAAAUAUAAACAGCUGUGAAGUUCCAUCAAGGAAGAGUGAUAAACAUUAUGCUAAUGAUUAUACCCCUGUUAAUCGCUUUUCUGUCUUUAAACACUUGCCUGAAAGGAGAUGUCUUGAUAUAUUCAUAAACUUAAUGCUUUUGUUUUGAGAUUGAGUAAUAAGUUAAGUUUAGAACGUGUAUCCAAUGUUGAUAAUGACAUCUCCAUUACGUUCUUUUUAUUGAAGAAUUACAAAUUAGUGUACAGAAGGCCAACAAUAGUUUUGUUUUAUUCAUGUGUAUGUAUGUUGAACUGAAAGAUGUUGUUUACUUUAGUGCGGUUGAAUACAAUCUGGAAUUUAGAUUAAAAUAUAUGAAUGUUCGA